CGCAGACGGCGCAUCCCCGUCGCUCACCAUGGCGCAACAGCCCAUGACGCCAUUCUGGCCCAUAUUCGCAUCCAAGUCGGACGGGCAGCAUGUCGUCAACAUCAAAGGGCGGCCCAUACGGAACGGCCCGACCGAAGAGCAGCUCAACAUGUCGCCCAACGAGCAGGGCCAGCGCGACUUCUACCGCCUGAUCGAGAAGGACGAUCCCAAGCACCAGGACUGGCGCAAGAAGCUGGGGGGCAUGCUCCUGCGCGAGAUUGGCGGCAAGCAGUACGAAGACAAGUGGCAGCAGUGCAUUCUGUGGGAGCUGCCCGACAACUACGUGCUGUACGAGCACAUCAAGACCAAGGCAGAUGGCCAGGUCAAGACGGUCAAGAACCACUCUGGCGGCGGACACGACCGGCAGGAUGCCUAUCUGUACGGCUACCCCAAGGGCCCCAAGAAGCGCUUCAGGAGCCCCGUCGAGUUCUUCCCCCACCUGCUCUGGCUGUGCACCGACGAGAACAGCUCCACAGUCAACUGCACCUGCAAGAUGUGCUCGCCAGCGGGCGACGUGGAGAAGCCCCAGCCCAAGGCCGAGGCCAAGCAAGAGCAGACAGUGCCACUCAAGCGCGAGAACAGCUCCAGUGGAACUGUGCCGAACACCAACAACACUAAUAAUACUAACAACACCAACAAUAUCGUCGGCCGCAACCCCGUUGUACAAAUACCUGCACGCCGACCCUCGGCGACAGCGCCGGUGCCGAGCCCCAUUAUCAAGCCAGCUACACCUGUCCCCGCUCAGAUGCCCGCUCCCAGCGCGCCGCAGAUCCGUGCCCCUCCCACUCUACAGUCGACGCUUCUCCCCCAGCCACGGUCACUCGAGCAACAGGCAGAUCUCACGUACAACAAGUUUCUCUGUCGCACCGGCGAGGUGGUGUGGUUCUUUCGGCCCAAGACAUCGGCCUGGGGUCUUGGGCUCGUGGUAAGAAGAUGGGCUUUGAAGGAGAACCCCAUGAACAGGUCGUACCAGGUCCAGCCACUAUCACAUCCCUACGAGUCCCUUCCACAGGAGGUUAUCCACACAGACGAGCACAUCAAGCCCUGGCUCGCUUGGUCCGCGCCUAGCUGCACGUAUCCCUUCUUGCAGCAAAACCCACAGCUGGAGUAUGGCAAUACUGACUGGAGAGCGCUCAUAAGCGGACAGGGUGGCGAAGGCAUCGCUUCUGUGGAUGCGUCUAUUCUGGCAGCCAAGGCUAUCGACACCACAUAUACGCUCUUCGAAUGCCUCAAGACCUCCAAGGACGAUAAAGGCAACGAGUUUCGACAGUACAACGGCAUCUAUCUAGGUGCUGAAAAGAUAUGGAGGGGCGAGGCUGUCCGCUUACGCAUUGGCGCUACAGGGAGCGAUCUGAUGGUCAUCACCGACAUCAUCGAGCAAGUCCUUGCCAAUCCUGCGGCGAAUCAGCCCAGCACAAAAGUGAUUGCAGUCGGUGAUGUCUAUAGCUAUGCAACGUUGGACGCCCCAGACCCAAAUCUCCCUCCAAAACCACCGCAACAAAAUCCCAAUAUACCUUCUCGUAUGGUCCAUGACAUGGUAUGGCGGAACCGCUUGCUAGUACCCGUCACGCGCACGGCGGCUUGGUGGAAACUCAUACAGCCAUCAUACAAGCUAGACAUGGACGACAUCAAGGGCCGGUGGUACGAAACUAGUCUCAUUUUCCAAGAGCCAUUCACCAAGGCAGUUAAGAAUGGCGAAGGGGGUAAUGGCAUCUGGAUGAAUUCCCGUGGCGAUGCGACAGGCAAGGGUAGGGGAACGAGUAUCCCGCAGCCUGAUCGUGUUGGCGCCUUUGGUGCAUCUGUGCCAAAGGGUACGCGCAUCAUCGAAGGCAUCGAUCCACCGAGCCAGCCCAUGGGCCAGCCACAACAAUCGCAUGACGGAAUGGAAAUGGGCAUGAACACGGGCAUGACGGAUCCCUUCUCGAUUGACGAGUUCAUGCAUGUCGACCAUCUAGGUGACGAGACGGGCAUGGAAUUUGGCGGUAACACCAACUAUACAUUUUAGCAAGGCUGGCGUUUGUUGCGAUUCCAAUUGCAUUUACGGCGCGACAUGGAGAGUCUCCAUAAAAGCAUUGAUAUUCGAAAGGAGCGUAGGACUGCAACUCAUUGUGUGGGAGAUACCCAGAUGCUAUUCAGAAUAUAAA
Exserohilum turcica Et28A is the source of this 2183-nucleotide messenger RNA. RefSeq lists its product as uncharacterized. The transcript has 2 exons. Gene Ontology annotation, cellular component: rDNA heterochromatin; SHREC complex. Gene Ontology annotation, biological process: silent mating-type cassette heterochromatin formation. The coding region runs from base 29 to 2044 and encodes 671 amino acids. The record is from RefSeq and is a predicted model, not a curated record. NCBI's taxonomy places the organism in Eukaryota, Fungi, Ascomycota, Dothideomycetes, Pleosporales, Pleosporaceae.